AUGAUCAAACCUUUUUUAUUACUGGCGCUCAUAGUCUUGACAUUAUCUGUGAGGCGUCACGAAUUCAAGAAAUGCUCUGAUUCCAACUUUUGUGCAAGAAACAGACAUCUAGCCAAAAAUCACGUCCACACUAAAACUGAAGGUCUUCGUUUCGACAUUGAUUAUGAAAUCAAGCAAGGCAGCAUUUCUAGAAUCCCAGGAGGUGUCUCCUUUACAAUAGGAAGCGUCUUUGAAGACUUGCCAUUCCUUAAAAGCGAGAUCAUAAUGUACACAUCAGGAGUUCUUCACACAUAUAUCGAUGAAAUCCAGCCACUUCAUCCAAGAUACAGGACUCCAAGAGAAGAUGUACUUAAUAGUCAAGUUUUAGACAAAGUUGCUGAUACAAGCAUAAGGAUCGAGAAAGACAAAGUUAUAUGGACCUUAGGUGACUACCGAUACGAGCUUUUUUCAAAACCUUUUGCAAUUAAUGGAUAUUUUGCUGGCGACAUUACAAUUAAAACAAAUGGAGAAUCUUUGAUGAACUUUGAAAGGUAUAGAAGUUUAGACCAGGAUUUAAGACCAAGUGGCCAAGUCAAAAGUGCUGAUGCACCAAUUAAAAUCUUUGACGCCGCUGGGGUGUAUUUUGAAAAGGGUGAAAAUUUAGAAUAUCCUGAUGGGCUUUGGAAAGAGAAAUUCAGAGAUUGGACUGAUGAUAAGAAAAAAGGACCGAGCAGCGUUGCGAUGGAUUUUGGAUUCCCUGAUGCAAGCCAUGUAUAUGGUAUUCCAGAGCAUGCUGACUCUUUGGCUCUUCAGGACACAAAAGAUAGUGAUCAUCCUUAUAGACUUUACAAUUUGGAUGUCUUUGAAUUUGAGCUUGAUGAGCGUAUGUCUCUUUAUGGGGCUGUCCCAUUUAUGCUUAGCAGGACAAGUAAGGCAAAAUCUGGCGGUGUCUUUUGGCUGAACCCAUCAGAGACAUGGAUUGAUAUUUCAACUGUUCCAAAUGGUAAGUUUUCUCAUUGGAUGUCAGAAUCAGGUGUCAUUGAAUUUUUCUUGUUCCAAGAAGAAUCUCCAAUUCAAAUAAUACAAAAAUACACACUUUUGACAGGCCCUCCGCAGCUUCCUCCUCUUUUCUCUAUAGCCUACCACCAAUGUAGAUGGAACUACAACAGUCAAGAUGACCUUUUAGAAGUCUCCAAAAACUACGAAAAGCAUAAUAUCCCACUCGACGUCCUCUGGCUUGACAUUGAGCAUACCCCUGAGCGCAAAUACUUCAAUUGGGAUUAUACCAAAUUCCCUAGCCCUCUUGAGAUGCUAAAAACACUAAACUCUACCAGUAGAAAACUCGUGACCAUUGUAGAUCCUCAUAUAAAAAGAACCGAUUCCUUUAGUGUCCAUAACGAUUGUAAACAAGGUUGGUAUUGCUCAUUUAUAACCUGCUCCCAAAGUUCAGGCAUUUACUAA
This is a messenger RNA of Blepharisma stoltei, 1440 nucleotides long. Lineage: Eukaryota; Ciliophora; Heterotrichea; Heterotrichida; Blepharismidae. The record is from the annotation of a GenBank genome assembly.